Messenger RNA from Penicillium brasilianum, 378 nucleotides. The record is from the annotation of a GenBank genome assembly. Lineage: Eukaryota; Fungi; Ascomycota; Eurotiomycetes; Eurotiales; Aspergillaceae.
AUGCGUUUCUCCCAAUUCUUGCUCCCCCUCGCGAUCGCCCCUCUGGCCCUGGCUGCCCCCGAACCCGCUCCGGUUCCCAAUCCCAUUGCUGCACCCGCACCCGACAGCACCGGCCUGCUAUCCGAGCUGCCAACCAUUUUGAGCGGCGUCAAGGAACUCCUCAGUCAGGAUACCAUCACCAAGCUGGAGACCAUCGUCGACGGGGCGGCCAAGCUGCUGUCUUCGGAUAACAUCGUCGUGCUGCAGGACAUUCUGGGCAAUGCGCACACCUUGUUAACAAAGGAGUUUGUGGACAAUACGACAACUCUGAUUGGGGAUGCUACACCGCUUGUGGAGGAUGUUUCUAAGCUUCUGGGUGGUGUGCUGGGCGCACUAUAA